AAUAACAACUCCUGCUGGUCUUCUCUCAGGAACGGGACUCGAGCUUCACGAAGGACCCGUUUUCUACAAAGCCGUAAUGAAGUCGGCUCUGCUUCACGUAUCGGCGCCGUUUGUGCUUUGCGUCGCCUUGGCGAACACCAGCUUGUUCGCCAAUGUGGAGGUGGACUUGUCUUAUGACCAUUAUGCGGAGAAAAGGGUUGAUCACCUGCCCGGUUUCCUGGCGAUGCCCUGUAACUGUCUGGUUAACCUGGCCUACAUCUGCAUGGGACUGUAUUGGCUACGGUGGCACGGAGGCAUCAGCGAAACGGAGCGGAGCCGGUAUAUGAGACAAGUUUUCGCUUUCAUGGCUGUCUUUUACGGACCCGUACAGUGGACGCGCUUGGCAGUGCUACGGCGCGCUCCCGCCGUGCUCGACCAGUGGUUCACAUUACCGAUCUUCGCGUGGGUCCCGGUGUGGAUCCGCUAUAUAGAGCAGGGACCGGCGAAGUGGCGCGUGUCGGACGCGGCAGCGCUGGAACUGUUCUCUAUCCUCAGCUACGGCCUGGCGCUGGCGCACGAGCGGGGCUUCGAAAUGGCGUUGGGCUGUCACGUCGCCCUUGCGGCGUACAAGGGAGUUCGCGUGCAGCUGGGGCACGGGGACAGCCGCACGCGCGGAUAUAUGCUGCUGGCGUUGCUGUCCUGUGCGGGGUUCGUGGUGCUAAAGCUGCUGGAUCACUGGCUCGCUCGCCAGUCGCUCUUCCAACGGCUCACCGGACACUUUUGGUCCAAAGUGUGCGACGUGCUGCAGUUCCACUUCAGCUUCUGUUUCCUGACCACGCUGACAGAGAGGGUGCAGGGGAAAACCGCCUCACAGCGGGAGUGAGGACGCUCUGAUCGGCUUAUGUAACUGGGCUAUUCAACAUUCAACAACUGGCUUUGAUUGGACUCUGAAUUAGAUUUGGAAUCACAAAAACCGAUACAGCCCACAGUGGACUGUAAUAAUGGACAGGAUAAAAACCCUUCCACAGUGGGCUCACCCAGUCAUGAUGUCCACCCAGCCCGCCAGUCAAGCUUUAAUGAAAGUUAUGACUCAUAAUACAAAUAGUGCAUUUCCUAAAAUCUUAAGUACCCAACUCUCCUUUUUCCAUAAUAAAACCUUUUUACACCUCCUUUUUAAAAGCAAGUCCAGAUUCAGAGUGUCUGACACCCUCUGUUAAGCGCCCCGACAUGACCUGUGCGAUGUAACCCUUAAUGAAGGAAAUUUCUUUACAAUGUGAUAAAUGUACAUGACAAAGACAUGCAACUUCAAACUCCUAUCUCGCAAAUGAAAUGUAAUCACAUGAAAUUCAGAUUUUACACAUAUCAAUGCUUUUUUAUAUGUGAUUCAUUCUAAACAGGCACAUGUGGUCUUUGUAAAUUUCACAUGUGAAAACAUGAAUGUCAAAUGCUAUUUCUGUAAGGGUAAAUUUGGCAUUUUUAGGUAACAAAAAUAAACAAGGGAUUUGAUAUUUUCAAUCAGAUUUUUUUGUGGAGGUGGUUGUGGAACAGCAUCUAGACCUUCGUGUUGUGGGGAAAAAUGAUUGAAUAAAUAAAGUGCACUAAGGGGACUUCAACCAUGACCUCAGGAUUUCUAAGAUUGGGUAACUGUCCCCAUAAAGGAACCUCUGACACAAUACAGUAUACUCUUCAUACAAUCCAUAUUAAGAAUGAAAGGUAUAGAAAACCUCUUGUGUCUCAGCUGAUAAAAUUGAAUUGAAACAUUUCAGGUGGAAAUUUGGAUUAUUGCAACAAAAACAAAAUGAAUCAAUAAGAAUAUAUAUUUCUUUACUUUUAACACAUUUAAAAGAAAGGGAAAAAAUACUUGAUAUAUGAAUAACAAAAGUGGACCGUUCAUUUCUCGGAAAUCAGCUUUAUUGUCAAGCAGAUUAACACAAACAAGGAAUUUGUCUGUAAUUAUAUAGUGAUGUCGAUGUCAGAUAAAUGCAUGUUUAUAAGAUGUGCCAUUCUGGGGUUGUCCUUUUGAAAUUUCUGUGAAAUAAAUGUGAAACCCCUCA
Molecule: messenger RNA, 2033 nt
Organism: Micropterus dolomieu (smallmouth bass)
Lineage: Eukaryota; Metazoa; Chordata; Actinopteri; Centrarchiformes; Centrarchidae
Gene: tmem187
Product: transmembrane protein 187
Exons: 1
Coding region: 77-862 (261 amino acids)
Cellular component (GO): transport vesicle
Source: RefSeq, a predicted model, not a curated record